UGUUGUGACAGCGAGUAGAAAUGUAAACAAUCUUAUCUCGUCAUCGGUCGCUAUUGCGUGAACGGAUCGAACAGGAAAAAGUCGCAGUGUGUGAUAUCUUGUUUCGCUCCUUUCCAUCCCAGCGAGUAAUUACGACCACUAAUCAUAGGCUAUAUAGAGCGUUCCAUCCGCAUGUCCUGCUGGUGCUUAAUAAUUGCGACUGCAUCUAAUCCGAUCUAGCCCGUAACAUCAUUCACCAUUCCUGUUGCCCGAAAGUUUUCUCUCUUUGACCCUCGACGUUCCAUUCCCCGUGCACUAUGCUGUUUACGCUUAUGUAUUUCGCUAUCACCAUACGUACAUCGUUAAGAUUUAGAGCCAUAAGAAAUAGCAUCAAGCAAAUACUGACCGAUCGCUACGCUGUCAGCUUUUACACUACAUCUAAUGGUGAUUUGACUGCGGCACUCGAUUCUCCCGAUGCAUCGUCCGCUGCAAACGUGUCCUCCUGUAUUUGGUUUUUGCCCGAUCAGCGCGGUUGUCUUGUGUAUCCAGUGCGACGGAUAACACUUGCCGAUUGGUUCAGCGUUCCGGAGCAGUUAAAAUCACACCUCGAAUGUCCUACCAUCAACCUGAGCGAACUCAUUCAAUUGGUCGUAACGUUGGAAGGCGCUGUUUGUCAAACGCAACCGAAGCGGGAAGAAGUUUCCACCGUAAUGUUGAGUCGAUUUGGACGCUUUUUAGCAUGGAACAAUCGGAAGAGUCGUAGAAUGGAAGUGGUGCUUGAAACUGAUGCAACAAAAUUGUUUCAGCUGAUCGUAGCAACGUUUGGUAGUGGACGAUUUGAUUUGGAUUCCGGACGAUUGAAAUUGGUACAAUUGGAAAGUGUCGAAACGUCGGGGGAACCGAUGCCUUUCGAAGAGUGUAUGGAAAAUAUCUCAACCGAUUUACUAUUGAAGCCUAGUGACUUUAACACGGAUGCGUGGCUUACGGAUCUCCUUGAGCUUAAGCGGAAUGAGAUCGAACGUCGUCCUACGAACUACCCAACGGUUGGAAUCCAACCGGAUAUUAUUUCAUCUAAUGACAUUAAGAUUUCUUUAGAGACGAUAGAUGGAACUGUACUUUCUAGCCAAAGUCGAGCCGAUUUACUCUCGAGCGGAAGCAAUUCUCGCAACCGUUCACAGCUGGAUUUAACCGAUGGCUUAACGCCUGUAAAUGGUCACGCUCAUGCUGACUGUGCGGAGGACCCUGAAGUCGUUGCUAUGUCUAGAAGCACAACGGAAGAAGUGAUGGAUAAGCACACUGAGAAAGAUACACGGAUUGGUGGUACUACCGUUACCAUGGUGAGCAAUGAUGAAGAAGUGCAACCAAAAACAGUAGUUCCACCGUCAGUAGAAACAACCAAUGCCAAAGACACACCACCAUCAACUAUUGAACCACCGAAAGCGGCUGUGGAAGUAAGUUCCAACGGUACGGUAAAACAUCAAGAUGCUUGUCUCAAAGCCAAAACGAUUCCGCCACCAUUACCAAGUCCAGUGACGGCAAAGAGCGAAACGACCGUACCGCCAACAUCGAAACCAAUACGCUCGUUGCGCAAAAGUUCAUUUCCCUCCAGUCGGCUUAGAUUGGGUACCGGUCAAGCAGGCGUUGUAACGAAACCACCGAAUAUUCUAGUCCACUCCGAUAGCAGCUCAACGAUGGAAUACGUUAUAGCGACCUUAAACAACCUGCUAGAACCGAACACGUACACCAUUUAUCCGAUCACAACGGGGCAAGCGAUGGCAAGCAGCUGGCAACAGAGCACGGUACUGAUAAUCGUAGCCGGUACACUCGAUGUGGAGGUGCGCAAGAUUUUGCUCGAUUACUUCCUGCACGGAGGACUUGUGUUUAGCUUGUGCUCGGAUAUGCUCGAUAUCAUACUGCCUGAUUCGAAAACAGCAGAAAUUCGUGAACGUGAAUUGGUUAGCUUUUCAUACCGUAAAUGGAAACAAAUUAAGAUGCUUCAUCACAUCUUCUGUUAUCAGCUGUCACCGGCUAAGAAACAAUUUUCCCUCGAAUCGGAAGAAACAUCUACCUUGCUGCCGAUAUCGUAUGUGGAUGUUACCGAUCGCAAGGGAAAACCACAUUCUCUCGCUGUGGAAAUAUUGGCACAGGAGGAAACAUGGAAUACACCCAGCAUUCUGGAAGCUCACAACAGGAAAACAGGCGGUAGGGCCAUAUUUUCACAGAUACAUCUUGAACUGGACCCUUCUCAGUUUCAAUCCAACAUCGAUGGUGCGGACAAUUCGCUUCAAAAUUCAAACCAAUUGCGCUUCGAAAUAUUAAGCGACCUGUUGGGAAGCCGUAUCGGACUAAAGUUGCGUGAGAAGAGCGGUGGUACCGAUGAGACGAUCGUCUACAAAAAUUCCUACUUCCUGGGAAAGCAUGAAGCAAAAGUAGCGAUGCUAGAUGCACUGAAAAGUACCAUGAGCCGUCCAAAUGUAAUCCAAACCGCAGAACUUACGCUACAGUUUUGUGGCAAAGGGGACAGUACACCAGUUCCAGCAUCCGAUUCACAUCUGCCGGUGAUGAUAUUUCACUGUCCGGAAGAUUUUUCCACCGUGGAGUACUUUGAGAACUUAACCACGCAGCAGAUAGGUCGUAUUGGAAUCUACGCACCAAUCAUGACCAGCUCCAUGCAGAUCGUGUCCAACCUUACUUUGGCCCACGGCUUCAUGGUGAUUGCACGCUACCAAACUAAGGGCAAGGGUCGAAAUAAUAACCAGUGGCUGAGUCCUCCUGGUUGUGCCAUGUUUUCACUGCAGCUACACAUCCCGAUGAACAGUAUGCUUGGUCAACGGUUGCCGAUAGUGCAGCAUCUCGUAGCGAUUGCGGUAGUUUCAGCCGUCCUCUCACUGCCCGGAUAUGAGAAACUAGAUUUAGGAUUAAAGUGGCCUAACGAUAUCUACGCGUACGGCGCAUCAAAGCUUGGCGGAAGCAUCUUCAACACGCAAGUCGACGCAACUGUUGCAAUAGUGAAUGUCGGCGUUGGCUUUAAUUUAAACAACAGCAAACCAACACUCUGCUUAAACGAUGUUAUUGCACAGUACAAUAGCAAACACUCCACCACGCUUCCAUUGCUUUCGUAUGAAAAAACAUUCGCCAUUAUUUUCAACAAGCUGGAAGAAUUGUACGAUCGGGUUGAGUGCGAAGGAAUUGAAGUGCUUCAGCAGGAAUACUAUCGGCAUUGGUUGCAUCAGGAUGCGGAAAUCAGCAUGAUCGGAUCGGAAGGCGAGUCGUUGCAAGGCACAAUCAUAGGCAUCGAUGAGUACGGCUUUCUGUUAGUCAAAAAACAACCGUCCGGCGAUAUCGUAUCGGUGCAUCCGGAUGGCAACAGCUUCGACAUGAUGCAGGGAUUAAUAGUUCCCAAAUUUAAUUAGACAACAGCGUUAUUGCUUUUGAUCGAAUUGAUUAAUUAAUUAAGCUAAUUGUUUGCCGAUCAGGAAAAUUACCAUUCCCUAUAUGCUGCUGUUACUUUUUCCCAAUGUAAUUGUAAUAGAAUAUGUGCUUAAGAAGCAGACUUAGAAUCAAUUUAGAACUAGCUUGUUGCAUAUUGACAAUGUUUGGGCUUAGUUAGACACUAGACUAUUUAAUGUGAGGGUAAUUGAAUGGGUAAUUGUUUUACUAUUAGGAUAAUUCUACGUACUGCCGCCAGUAGCUUGAUGGUCUUAAAGUGUGUGUUUUUACAACAUCUACAUGUGUCUUUCGAUUUCCUUCUUCGAUUUAAAUUCCAUCACUCAGUGAAAAGUAUAUACCUUAAACAAUAUAGAGUGUUUACAUACCUUACCUCGAUUUUUAAAAGGAUAUCCUCACCUAAAGAGUAUAAAGAACAUUCUAAUUGUUAAACGUGAACAACAUCUAUAUAUGUCAAUACCGCUGUAUUUAUGGAAAGUCUUUCAGUCGUCAAAGAUUAGAUAGUAGAUAAAGAGGAAACCAUAUUUAAAUGCAGGUGCGAACUAAAGAUUGUUAACACUAGUUGUAUUUACUGCCUGAUGGCUUUGUUGGUUAGAUGGGUGUAUGCCUGUUUGCUUACGUUUUUCUAAGUUCCUAUGAUCGCAAUACUCCUGUUACAAACAAUUGUUGCAAUUUUAGAUUACGAAAUACAUGAUAAGAGUCAAUCGUAUACAAGAUGGGGGCGAACGGAAGCAAGGAUAAAAAUAACAUUUUCGAAAUUAAAUAUUUCACUUUAAAUGAAGAAGAUAACAAAAUUAAUCAUUCAUAUCAUUGAAAGCACCAAUUACAAUUUUCGCGUCGUAUUUGAAAUUGAACUACCAAAAUCAAUCAAAAACUUAAUCAAUAGUAUGCAUCUGGAUCAGCUUAGCUAGAAGUGAAACGUAACCUAAAAUAUAAAAUCUACUUAUGUCCAGGUGUUAUUCAAAAUUGCCUGUUUAGGCCACAGAUAAAAAGCAAAUUCAUUUAAUUCCGAUCUUAAUCGAUGUCCACCACAAUUAAGCACAAUAGUAAAAUAAAAGAAUUAUGUGUCCAGCAUAACCUAAA
This is a messenger RNA of Anopheles funestus (African malaria mosquito), 4509 nucleotides long. It is a transcript of the gene Hcs, whose product is annotated as biotin--protein ligase. Gene Ontology annotation, molecular function: biotin--[biotin carboxyl-carrier protein] ligase activity. The record is from RefSeq and is a predicted model, not a curated record. Gene Ontology annotation, cellular component: cytoplasm. The coding region runs from base 297 to 3392 and encodes 1031 amino acids. Gene Ontology annotation, biological process: protein modification process. NCBI's taxonomy places the organism in Eukaryota, Metazoa, Arthropoda, Insecta, Diptera, Culicidae. The transcript has 11 exons.